AUUGAGGAAAUGACAGCUCAGUUUCAGUGUUACAUAGCCUUACGCCACACAUGCAGAUGCUGUCCACAGGAACUCAGAAGGAGAAUGACUGUAGUGAAAUAUAUUCUUGUGAGGCUGCUGUUCACCAUCGAAUAUGCUGCUAUGGGUGUCAGUGCAGUGCUCACUGCUGUAAACUCCGGAACGGCGGAUAAUGUUACCCUGUCGUGUAAGAAUGUCAUUGAGCCUGACUGCUCCUCAACCACAUGGCUUUAUAAUACAUACAGAUUUACUGACACUAUUGAACUGGUUACAUUAGGAAAGAUCAAAGAUUCCCACAUGAAUGAGAAAAUAAGAUUGGGGCCUGACUGCUCUCUGCACAUUCACAAUGUCAGCACUGCAGAUACUGGAUCGUACACCUGCAGACAGUUUAUCAGUGGAACGCAACAUGAACACGAUGCCUUAGUUUACCUCUCUAUUCUCACAGUUGUUCCAGUGACAAAUCUGAUGCCUGGCAGCAAUAUGACCCUACAGUGUCUCCUGUACACCUAUCAUAAUCCUGGGCAGUGUAAUAAUCAUCAGUCUAACAGUCUGACCCUGAGGUGGGUGAGUGACACAGACACUGAUUUGCAGGGUGAUCCCAGGUACCAGAUACACACGUCCUCCUGCAACUCCACUCUGACAACUGAACUUCAGUGGACAGACAACAACAGGAAGUGGGGAUGUCAGCUGACUGAUAAGGGGGAAGUGAAAGUGUCACAGAGCUACACCAUCACAUUCCCUGGCAAUAAUCUAACGUCAAUGCAGCCUCUGACCGCCAUUCCUGUGACACAUUCUCCUUUUUCCACUACAGUGAAACAGCCCACAACAAAUGUCAUUGGUACAGUAUUUUAUCCUUUAUUACUGCCACCUGGAAUCAUGUUUGUGGUGUGUGACAGUGAUGAUGACCACUGUGAGUUAUUUCUGAUAGACAGAAAUAAAAGAGAUAGAAACAAGGUCUCUUUGAUGUAUGUCUACUUUAGUGAAUGUCAGAAUCCAUACUGUGCAACAAACAACAGAAAGGUGUGAUACAAUAGUUAUACUGUUAAUGUAGAAUACAAUAACAGGUAAAAAUACACAACAUAACACCACAGUGUUACACUUUAAAUAUCUGAGUAUUAUCUGAAUAUACCCAGGCCUCGUUCCCCUGUUCCACACUCUCUGAGUAUCUCCACCUUAAUACUUUUCU
This is a messenger RNA of Paramormyrops kingsleyae, 1204 nucleotides long. RefSeq lists its product as uncharacterized. Gene Ontology annotation, molecular function: MHC class II protein binding; protein tyrosine kinase binding. Gene Ontology annotation, biological process: T cell activation; interleukin-15-mediated signaling pathway; positive regulation of ERK1 and ERK2 cascade. The record is from RefSeq and is a predicted model, not a curated record. Gene Ontology annotation, cellular component: external side of plasma membrane; membrane raft. Lineage: Eukaryota; Metazoa; Chordata; Actinopteri; Osteoglossiformes; Mormyridae.